Molecule: messenger RNA, 1704 nt
Organism: Formica exsecta
Lineage: Eukaryota; Metazoa; Arthropoda; Insecta; Hymenoptera; Formicidae
Gene: MESR6
Product: UPF0489 protein C5orf22 homolog
Exons: 8
Coding region: 239-1390 (383 amino acids)
Source: RefSeq, a predicted model, not a curated record
UUCGCGAAAUGAUCGUUUGAGCCGCGCGCCUAAGAGCAAACUUCAGUCGGUGACCACGUGUUUUCGCGCGAAGCAGUCCUCCGCGUGUCCGCGAUUCGAGUGUCGUCGUGUUCGUUGUCGUCGCGUUGGCGUUAAUUAGAAAAUCGAUCGUUUAACCCGCGCGGUCUCGUCGGCCUAGCGUCAUCGUAAUCCCGUCACAAUCCGUUCGUCAAAUUAGCGUACUCGGCGAUUACGAGAUAUGUCGUUCGCACGCAAGUACUUCAAGAGAACACCGAUCUACGUGGUCGAGGAUCACGACGAGGUUCUACCGUUCGUAUAUCGGUGUGUGGGGUCAAAGCACCUGCCCUUCGAAAACAAUACCUUCAUACAUCUGGAUUCGCAUCCCGAUAUGCUGAUACCCAAAGAGAUGCCGGCCGAUACGGUCUGGGAUAAGAAUCAAUUGUUCAACGAGAUCAGCAUCGAGAAUUGGAUUUUGCCUGCAGUAUACGCGGGUCAUCUCAAGAAUUUGAUCUGGGUGAAACCACCGUGGGCUAAUCAAAUGACCGAUAGCGUGCUGACGUUUCUUAUCGGCAAGCAUAAGGACAACGGCUUGAUAAGAGUGACUUGCCCUGAACCGUACUUUCUUAGCGAGGGUUUAUACGCAACACCAGAGGAACUUGAAAAUACUCGCGAGGUAACUCUGCAUGUGAUAACCAUCGGAAUUUUCAUCGAAGAUCCGGCAAAGAAAGAUGACUUUACAGCCGUCAGCUCGAUAUUACGUCAAUAUCUACCAGAAAAGGAUACUCCAUAUAUCUUGGACAUCGACCUCGACUUCUUCAGUACUAAAAAUCCUUUCAAAGAUCUUCACGAACGCGUAAACCUCUACGAUAAGUUGGCUCCAUUGUUUACAUAUCAGAGAGCAGAAUCAAAUGAUCCUGAGAUUCUGCGAGACUCCAUGAUAGAAAGGAACCAGCAGCUCUCUGAAUUGAAAAAUCUUUUCGGUCAUUUAGAAGAACAUCGUUCUUUAAAAGGUUACGACGGCCUGAAGGCAUCACGAUACGAAGCUGUGGAUCGUCUUUUUCAAGAAGUAACGAGCGCCUAUAGAGACUCGGAGAUCGAUUGGAUGCUAGUGUACAAUGCAGGUUGCACUAUAGAUGAUACAAUUCUACCUGAUCACGUGACAGAACCAAACGAUCUCGAUCGCUUGAUUAAUGGAACAUUCAGACUGUUUUUGGCGGCUCUUCCCACACUUCCAACAAUUGUCACCAUAGCCAGAUCAAGCGAAGACGAUUAUACUCCUCUCGAAAACGUCGAUCAAAUUCAAGUUGACGUCCUCGAUCAACUCCGCGAACGCUUGGGACCGGAAAUAGAUGUUAAAUUGAUUUAUCAACAAAACGAAGAACAGGAGUAAGUCUUGAAAAGGAAUGUAUCUCUCACAUACUAUUAUCUUGGAAUUAUAAUUUAUCAAACAAAAGCAUGUUCAUACCAAUAUACACGGACAUUUUAUACAAUUAUAAUUAUAUAUAAACGUAUAUUAAUCUGCAUAUGGGAAUCAUAAUAUUAUAUCGAUUAGCAAUUAUAAAUAAAAAAUAGACAGGUAAAUAUUAUCAUUUACUAUUCGAUGAAUAGGAAAAUUUUAACAUAUAAUAUUAUAUAAUAUUUAUUUAACACAAAAGAAAAUUGUAAUUCGACAAAAAAUGUAUGAAAAAGAGGAAUUAUAAUAAA